CAGAGCCCUCACAGCUCCGUUCCCCUCUCUGCACGCGCUGCAGGGCCUCCAUGUCUGUCUGGGAGUGAGGGGCCCAGCACUGAACACAGCGCUCGAGCUGCGGCCUCACAGUGCAGAGUGCGGAGGGACGAUCCCCCCCUCCUGCUGACCGCACUGCUGCUGGCACAAGCCAGGAAUGCCGCUGACCUUCCUGGCCACCUGAGCACACUGCUGCCUUGUGUGCGGCAGCUGUUGCCCACCACCCCUAGAGCUUUUUCCUCAACGCAGCUCCCAGCCACUCUGCCCCAAGCCUGCGGCACUGCAUGGGAUUGGUGUGACCAAAGCACGUGACCUGAUGCUGUAUUCUACUGGAUUACUGGAAGAUCUGGUUCCACACGGGACUGUUUUUCCUGCUGUUCUGGACCAUGCGGCGGUCCCUAAAAAGGAACCAGCAUGAUGAUAGCAGCAGUGAGGAGGACAGCUCCAGCAGCGAGGAGGCGGCAGCAGUGGGCAAGCAUGAGGAAGGGGAGCAAGAGGAACAGGAGGAACAGGAGGAACAGGUGGAAGAGGAGGAACAGGAGUUAGUGGUAGUGACUGCAUUUAAGAACAGUGUUUUGUAGCAGAGAAUUUAUUCUAUCAAACAUAGCUAUUUUGCUCAUUGUAGCUGUUGCAGUUUCCAUGGAAAUAAACGGGAGGCAUUACUUUUGGAGCGACCUAUGUGUAUGCGGCCCAAGACAAUCCGUCUUCACUCAGUGUGGCCCAGGGAAGCCAAGAGGUCAGCGAGAGGAAGCUUGCACACAGAGAGUUACAGGACUGCUAUGUACCAGUGCAGACCAUGGCAGCCUGGGUGGAAUGGGAAACAGACACGUUGUUGCUGUUCUUAGAAACAUAGACUCAUAGAGCCCUUCUGGUUGGAGAAGACAUCUAAGACCAACCAUCAGCCCAUUCCCACCAUGCCUGCUAACCCUGUGAGCACCUACCAGACAGCUUCUGGUUGUGGAUGCCCCACCCCUGGAGGUGUUCAAGACUAGGCUGGAUGGGACCCUGGGCAACUUGGUCUAGUGCCAGACCUGCAGGUUGGUGGCCCUGCUGGUGGCAGGGGGGCUGGAACUUACAGAUCCUUGGGCUCCUUUCCAAGGAUCUGGAACAUUCUAUGAUUUGAUGGUUCUAUGACAGUAACAUGGGAGCAGAGGCCAAUCCUCACUCACAACUACCCAGGGAGCUCUCACAUGCUUUGUAAAGAGCAUCCCCAGGAGCUCUGCCCAGAGAGAUAUGCCUCCAAACUGUGGCAGUACCGUGGCUGUGGCCACCUUGCGCAGCUGAGAGCGAAGGGCUGAAGGGUGAGGUCAGGCUGCCCACUGUGACAUCAGCAAGGAUGUCACAAUGCAGGGGAUGGUUUUAGGGCCGUCAGCAGGCAGUGCUGCUUCACUUUGGCCUGGGCCAUAGAUCAUGGCUUUGGUGUUGGUUCUCGCCUUGUUGGUGAGGGCGCUAAUUGUCAGUGGCAGUGACCAUGCGGUCAUGCUCGAGCGCGUGCAGCAGCACGAGAAAGAGCAGAGGAACGGGGAGCAGAGCUGGGUGGACAUGCCGGCUCUGCUCUUUACUCUGCUGCAUUACUGGAAGAUCUGGUUGUGUACGGGACUGUUUGUCUUCCUCUUUUGGAAUAUGUGGCGGUCCCUAAAAAGGAAGCAGCAUGAGGAAGGGGGACAGCAGGAACAGCAAGAACGGGAGGAACAGGUGGAAGAGGUGGAACCUGAGGAACAGCAGGAGCAAGUGGAACAGGAGGAACAGCUGGAACGGGUGGAAGAGCUGGAACGGGUGGAUCAGGUGGAACAUGUGGAACAGGAGGAACGGGAGGAUCAGGGGGAACAGGUGCAGCAGGAGGAACAGGUGGAAGAGGUAGAACGGGAGGACGAGGAGGAUGAAUACUUCUAUCAUUCAGCACUGACCAGAUACAUUGCACGGCGUGCCUGGGAAAAGAUGCAAGGAAGGGCCACCAAGUGCGUGCUGGUGGAGGAGCUGAUGAGAGACCUCCUGCAGACCUUCACAUUUGUCUGUCCAAACAGCUUCUACCCGGUGCUGCAGCCUGCCAUUGGGGUGGGCAGUGCCUUUGAAGGCUGGAGUCCCUGUGAGGAGGACAUUGUGUACCACCUGCUCGUGCCCAUUAAGGCCCCCCAUGGGCACGUCUUCCACCCGGAGCUGGGUGAGGAAGGGGACAUGCUGGCAAGGAACUCCCGCAUCCGUGUGGAGCUGGUGUGCAUGUGCACAAGGGAGCAGCAGCUGGGGGACGUGCUGUGCUUCCUCCACCACUCUCAGGAGGAGCUGAGCCAAAAUCAGCAGCCCAGCCUCCUACAGACGCUCUGCACCGGCUCCUACCUGGAUGUGCAGAAAACUGCCGCCUGGUUCAACAAGCAGGUACCAAGAAUCUGGAGGCUCACCCACCGGGCACACCGUUACGGCCUAAAGGUGCUGCCCUCCAGCCGCUCCUGCAAGCUCCAGGUGACAGACACCUCCAGCGGGGAAAAAGUCCAUGUUGAGCUGCUGUUCGGGGUGCAGCAAGGCAACCUGGACAUCUUCCUGAGCAGCCAGAAUGCAGAGGCCAUCUUUACGCCCAGCACAACAUGGCCGCAGAGCUGCGCUGUGGCGGAAAGGAAGUACUUCGAGUACGUGGCCAGGACCGCUGGACCCAACAGCUGCCACCUCGUCUGCCUGAGGCUCUUUGCUCACAUCCUGGUGGGCAUGGGCUUUUCCACCUACGCCAUCAAGACUCUUCUCCUCCACCUCCUAGCCAUCAUCCCUUUGGAGGACUGGCGCAGGAGGCAUUUCCUGAGCCGGCUGGAGAAUCUCCUGCAGUACCUGCAAUACUGCCUGAACGACAAACUCCUGAACCACUUCCUCCUUGGCAACGCGACCAUGCCUGACGAGGUUGUCCUGCCACAGGCCUUCCAAACAGCCAGCCCGCUCAACCUCUUUCAGCACCUGGAGCAGGACCCGGACGCCCACUCCCGGGCGCUGCGUGACUUCAAGGAGCUGAAAGAUCGCCUCUUCAGACUGCUGCUGUUUGGACGCUGAAAGAGGCGUUUGUCAGAACCCUCCUUUCUUGGGCUCAAAGCUCACAUGCUGUGAGCAAUAAGACUCUGAGCUAUCUAGGAGGCCAGAGGUGGGUGUUGCCGUGUGGCAGUCAGCAUCAGGUUGUGGGCAGUUUACAUCCAAAAGGAUUUCUUUGGAGAGAGUUUGCCGGCUAAAGAUCUGGGCUGAGACCAAACGACUCCAGCUUGGUACAGGAGAUUUGGGAAUAGUACCAUUGUAUCCAGUGAAGGCAAGACGCAAGUGGGCACCUCCCUGCUCCCUCUUAUCUGCUGGCAAGGCCCAGAAGAUGGGAACAAAAGGAGUUCCUGCUAUGGUCCCAAAAGGAAGAAGCUGUCACUCCAAAGACAGCCAACUCGGCCACUCUGGACUUACAUUAAUAAGGCUGUCCUGUCCUUGGAAAAAGUCAUCCUUGUCGUCGUCAAGCCAACAACAACCUCCGACGACCCAUCUCUACUGAAGCUCAGCAUCUGAACUACGAGCUAUGCUGGAAACCCGGUGGUGACUCAUUCUCUCUUGCUUUCUACAGAGACUCUUUGCUUUUAUUUCCAAUCUCUCUUCUAUCGCCCGACUUCCCUUGCCCAUCUCCCUAAACAACUAGGAUUUGUAAUAAAGUGGUCGGGCUAACAUUUCACCUGUUGUGUCUUAAUCUCGCCGUCGGGUGUACAUCCAUGAAGGGAACCUCCUCUCCCUCCUACAAAUUGGAGCAACACAGCCUUCACGCACAGAGCUCUGCCUGCCUGCCGGGAGCAGCGCACGCGGCAGCCGUUCCCUGCUACCACACCGUGAGGAGCCGGACCCCGUGCAGCCGGAGAGGCCUCUGCACAGACGCUUCCAACACAGCCUCCUGUCAGCAGCUGGGCAGGGACCGCCCGGCCUCUCAGAGAGCAUCCCUUUGUUCCGGGAGCUUCGGCCUCUGCACAAAUGCCAAGAAAUGCCUUGCUCAGCUCAGCGCUGCUCGAGUGUGACCUGUGCAAGGAGGGACUGCAGUGUCAGUUGCACAGUGCCGUGGCGAGACGGCUUCAGAACACUGCCAUGACGGGAGAGUCCACCGUCCUCUGGGGCAGUGAGAUGGAGUGCGCCGUCACCCUCCCUUUCAGAAGAUGCUCUCUGACGUUCAAACCGCCUCGUGUGUCCUUUGAGGAAGGCGGAAUGCCAUCCUAUUUUACCAGAACCUCUGUCAGCUGGGCUAGGCGUACGAGUUCCGAGGAAAAUCACAGAAUUCCUCACAAAAAAACCUUGCACGCCGGCUUCCCUCCUUCCCGCUCUUGAGACCCCAACCCCUCCACGCCUUCCCUGCCCUGGCGGUUACGCUGAGGUCCCGACGGUGAGUCCGGCCGCCCUCCUGGCCCCGCCCACUCUGCCUCAGCGCCGCCUCUCCUCAGCGGCCCCGCGCUGCCCGCUCGGGCUGCCCGGCGCCUCCUCUCCGUCCCGCCUUCUGACUUGGCCGCGUUGGCCGGGGCUCGGCCCGUCAGGGAGACGUCCGGCUGCCAGUGCGGGGAGACGGGGUAGCCAGAAAGCUUAGGAUCCUACGAUCACUCAGGCUGCAAAGAGAACUGAGAUCCCCAAGCCCAAGCCCACCCCACCGUGCCCACUGCCCACGUCCCUCAGUGCCACAUCUCCACGGCUCUGGAACACCCCCAGGGACGGUGACCCCAGCAUUCCUGGGCAGCUGGGCCUGUGCUAACUGCUCUUUGUGAGAAGAGAUCUUUCCUAACAUCCAACCCGAACUUCCCCUGGCCCUCCUCAGGGACAUUCCCUCUCAUCCCAUCGCUGUUAGCCAGGAGCCAACCUCCCCCCCCACGCCCAGCUCCUGUCAGGGAGCUGCAGAGAGCCAUGAGGGCUCCCCUGAGCCUCCUCUUCUCCAC
This is a messenger RNA of Gallus gallus (chicken), 4931 nucleotides long. RefSeq names its product inositol 1,4,5-trisphosphate receptor-interacting protein-like 1 (gene ITPRIP4E2). NCBI's taxonomy places the organism in Eukaryota, Metazoa, Chordata, Aves, Galliformes, Phasianidae. The record is from RefSeq and is a predicted model, not a curated record. The transcript is spliced from 2 exons. Gene Ontology annotation, cellular component: membrane. The coding region runs from base 1429 to 3048 and encodes 539 amino acids.